AUGAACUACCAGUUUCUACACAUAUUGUUGCAGUCUGAGGAACGGACUGUCAACUUUGUGCCAAUUACAGCCACGUUGGACACGGGCGAGUUGUUGUGCCUAUCGGUCGGGCCAGUAUUAGUUGAGGAAAUGGACAGCAGUGCGCUGAACGCAAAGCGUUUGAACCUCGUGAGCGAGUGCUUCUUCUCAUCAAAGCCAAAGUAG
Molecule: messenger RNA, 204 nt
Organism: Peronospora matthiolae
Lineage: Eukaryota; Oomycota; Peronosporomycetes; Peronosporales; Peronosporaceae
Source: the annotation of a GenBank genome assembly